Molecule: messenger RNA, 573 nt
Organism: Histoplasma mississippiense
Lineage: Eukaryota; Fungi; Ascomycota; Eurotiomycetes; Onygenales; Ajellomycetaceae
Exons: 4
Coding region: 1-573 (190 amino acids)
Source: RefSeq, a predicted model, not a curated record
AUGCCCAUCCUUACAUCCCUCACACAGGCGACUAUUGUGCGGGCCUUUACUGGCCCCGAAGUAAACCGCCGUUUCUGUUUCGAACCCGUGCCACUUCUUCAGGCGACUGUUGCCGCUCCUGUAGCACUGAUGAUAGACGUGUGCGUUGUGGAUGUGGUUGUCUUCAACAUCGCUGCACAUCUACAUUUGAUCGACGUUAUUUUACCCAUGCAAGACCCCUACAUGACCCAGAUUACCGACGGAAGGAAGAAUUAUGAGUUCAGGAAAUAUUGCCUCAUGCCUAGUGCUAAAAGAAUCUGGUUCUAUCGGACUGCUCCGCUCUCCAGCAUCACCCAUGUCUGUGAAACUAAGCCCGCUCGAACUCGAAAACCCGGCGAUCGUCCUCUGGACGAAGAUGGACUGGGUAAUGCUGAAUUCAACAGCAAACACAAGGACUGGGAUGGUUACGACUUCGCGUACGAGAUGGUCACUUGUCUACGAGCUCAAACAGCCGAUAACCCUCAAGGAGAUGAAAGACAAACAUGGUUUCAAGCCGGCUCCAAGGGGGCUUGUUUAUCUGCCCAGGUCAAUUAG